Molecule: messenger RNA, 1682 nt
Organism: Choloepus didactylus (southern two-toed sloth)
Lineage: Eukaryota; Metazoa; Chordata; Mammalia; Pilosa; Megalonychidae
Gene: PAICS
Product: phosphoribosylaminoimidazole carboxylase and phosphoribosylaminoimidazolesuccinocarboxamide synthase
Exons: 10
Coding region: 266-1543 (425 amino acids)
Biological process (GO): 'de novo' IMP biosynthetic process
Molecular function (GO): phosphoribosylaminoimidazolesuccinocarboxamide synthase activity
Source: RefSeq, a predicted model, not a curated record
UGCGAGCUUCUGUAGAGUGGGGCGGGCAUGCGAGCGCGCGCCACUUUUCGCUUUUCUUGGAACAGCGCUGGGGGCGGUCUGGAGGCGGGGUCGUGUGCUGCGCCUGCGCGGAGGGUCUGCUCUUGGGUAGCUCUUUCUCCCGAAGUUGAGCUGGAACUCGGUCUUCGGAGACCCUUCGGGGUGGCUGCUGUUGUAGUCCUCUACGUGAACGCUGAUUCCUGCCUCUGUUCCUAGUGCGGUCGCUGACCUCAGUCCACUCAGGAUAAUGGCGACAGCUGAUGUACUGAACAUUGGUAAAAAGCUUUAUGAGGGUAAAACAAAAGAAGUCUAUGAAUUAUUAGAUAGUCCAGGAAAAGUCCUUCUGCAGUCCAAGGACCAGAUUACAGCAGGAAAUGCAGCUAGAAAGAAUCACCUGGAAGGAAAAGCUGCAAUCUCAAAUAAAAUUACCAGUUGUAUUUUUCAGCUGUUACAAGAAGCAGGUAUCAAAACUGCUUUCACUAGAAAAUGUGGGGAGACAGCUUUCAUUGCCCCCCAAUGUGAAAUGAUUCCAAUUGAAUGGGUUUGUAGAAGAAUAGCAACUGGUUCUUUUCUCAAAAGAAACCCUGGCGUUAAGGAGGGAUAUAAGUUUUACCCACCUAAAGUGGAGAUGUUUUUCAAGGAUGAUGCCAAUAAUGAUCCACAGUGGUCUGAGGAACAGCUAAUUGCUGCAAAAUUUUGCUUUGCUGGGCUUGUUAUAGGCCAAACUGAAGUGGAUAUCAUGAGUCAUUCUACACAGGCAAUUUUUGAAGUAUUGGAAAAAUCCUGGAUGCCCCAGAACUGUACACUGGUUGAUAUGAAGAUUGAAUUUGGUGUUGAUGUAACCACCAAAGAAAUUGUUCUUGCUGAUGUUAUUGAUAAUGAUUCCUGGAGACUUUGGCCAUCAGGAGAUCGAAGUCAACAGAAGGACAAACAGUCAUAUCGUGACCUCAAGGAAGUAACUCCUGAAGGACUUCAGAUGGUAAAGAAAAAUUUUGAGUGGGUUGCAGAGAGAGUAGAGUUGCUUCUGAAAUCAGAAAGUCAGUGCAGGGUUGUAGUAUUGAUGGGCUCAACUUCUGAUCUUGGUCACUCUGAAAAAAUCAAGAAGGCGUGUGGAAAUUUUGGCAUUCCAUGUGAACUUCGGGUAACCUCUGCCCAUAAAGGACCAGAUGAAACUCUGAGGAUUAAAGCUGAGUAUGAAGGGGAUGGUAUUCCUACUGUAUUUGUGGCAGCAGCAGGCAGAAGCAAUGGUUUGGGACCAGUGAUGUCUGGUAACACUGCAUAUCCAGUUAUCAGCUGUCCUCCACUCACACCAGACUGGGGGGCUCAGGAUGUGUGGUCUUCUCUUCGACUACCCAGUGGUCUUGGCUGUUCGACCAUACUUUCUCCAGAAGGUUCAGCUCAGUUUGCUGCCCAGAUAUUUGGAUUAAACAACCAUUUGGUAUGGGCUAAACUUCGAGCAAGCAUAUUAAACACAUGGAUUUCCUUGAAGCAGGCUGACAAGAAAAUCAGAAAUUGCAGUUUAUAAGAGCAUUGUUGCAUUUUUUUUUAGGAGAAAAACUACAAAUUUCUUAGAUUAGCUGUGGGAAAAAAAGCAAGAUCAUUCUCCGUAAAACAGAAAACAAAGUUUAUUGAAUAAAUGGUUCUAGAUUCAUGGUUUAGUAGAA